Naegleria gruberi is the source of this 1101-nucleotide messenger RNA. RefSeq lists its product as uncharacterized. The record is from RefSeq and is a predicted model, not a curated record. Lineage: Eukaryota; Heterolobosea; Eutetramitea; Acrasida; Naegleriidae. The transcript is spliced from 2 exons. Bases 1 to 1101 code for a protein of 366 amino acids.
AUGACUUCUAUCAAUCAUAAAUCGGAUCGUGAGGAGGAAACCGUCUCAUUGUUAUCCACAUCAUCAUCCACAACAACACGAUUCUCAUGGGUUGCCAACAACAAGAAACAACUCUUGUUCAUCAUUUCUCUCAUUCUCGUUCUUUCCAUUCACUUCAUCUACAUGAUUUUGGCAACCAACAAUAAGAAAACCUACGACAAUAAUUUUCACAUUGGCAUGUUUCGUCCAACCUUUUCCAAAAUUACUUCAUUCUUUAGAAAAUAUGUCUUUUCCGAACAUCCUUUAAAUUUUCUGAGUUUUAGAAAAACUGUUCCACAUACACAUCCAUUUGCUUCUGAUUAUUAUUUGGAUAAUCAAAACUCAAUGAGAAGAUUGACUCUUGAAGUGAUGGAUAAGAAUAUUCAAAAUCCUGGAGUGGUAAUUGUGAGUCAGUUAUUUGGCAGGAAUAGACAGGGAGAACAUUAUCAUGAUAUGUUGACGUGUAUUCAAAUUAACUUGUUGAAUCCAUUCAUUUCAGAAUACCAUUUGUUACAGGAAGAUGAUUUCAAUAAUGAUGAUUUGAUGAAUUUGAUAAAUGCCAAGGAGAAGAUCAAGAUUUCAAUUCUUGGUCGUCGUUUAAUGUCUGCUGAUUUUAUGGAAUAUUCUAAUGUGCAUUUGAAGAAUAGAGUUGUCAUAUUGACAAAUACUGACAUUUACUUUGACCACACCUUGGUUCAUGCAAGUAAAUUGAAAUAUGACACUUCAUUAAUUUUGUCUAGAAAGCAAACUUUCAUUACAGAUUAUUUGGAAGGUGAAAAUAGAGAUCACUGUAUUGGUGGUUAUGUGGGAUCACAUGAUGUUUUCAUGUUUAGAACAGAAAGACCAUUCCCUCAAGAUGCCAUCAACAAAUUGAGAAAAGUUCCACUCGGAUACUAUGGUUCUGAAAAUGUCAUUAUUCACCAUGUGGCUAAUAAUAAUGAUUUCAAAUACAAGGUCAGGAAUGCAUGUGAAACCAUUUUCGUAUGGCAUUUACACGAAAAGAGAGGUGGAAAUGGAGGACCACCACCAAGAAUCAAUGAUGACACCAAUACUGGUAUGAUGAGUCCAGGAGAUGUCAUUUAA